UCUGACACAGACUACACCCAGAAAAAGAAGAGCAAGCGCCAUGUUGAAGUCAUCAUUGCCAUCCAGAGCUUUUUUCCUCCUUCAGCUGCUUCUGCUGGGGGUAGGGCGGAGCUCCGGUGUCCUCCUGCCCAGUGGGAAUGAAGACACCAAAGCUGAUUUUUUCCUGACUUCUACCGGCCAUGAACACCUCAGUUUUCCUAUUCUGCCCCUCCCAGAGGUUCAGUGCUUUGUGUUCAAUGUCGAGUAUAUGGAUUGCACUUGGAACAGCAGUUCUGAGGCCCAGCCAACCAACCUGACUCUGCACUAUAGGUAUCAGAGGUCCGAUGAGAAUAAAUUCCGCGAGUGCAGCCACUAUCUGUUCUCAGAAGAGAUUACUUCUGGCUGUCACAUAGAAAAAGAGGAGAUCAUGCUCUACCAGACAUUUGUCCUCCAGCUCCAGGACCCCCAGAGUCCCCAGAGGCGGGCUGAACAGAAGCUAAACCUGCAGAAUCUUGUGAUCCCAUGGGCUCCAGAGAAUCUCACACUUUACAACGUGACUGAGUCCCAGCUAGAGCUGAGCUGGAAGAGCAGAUACAUAGAACGCUGUUUACAAUACAUGGUGCAGUACCGGAGUGACCGAGAUCGAAACUGGACGGAACAGAGAGUGGACUACGAACCUAGAUUCUCCCUGCCUAGUGUGGAUUGGCAGAAAAUGUACACAUUCCGAGUUCGGAGCCGCUUUAACCCAAUCUGUGGAAGUGCUCAACAAUGGAGUUCAUGGAGCCAGCCAGUCCACUGGGGGACCCCUACUUCAAAGGAGAAUCCUUCCUUGUUUGCGCCGGAAGCUGUGCUCAUCCCCAUUGGCUCCAUGGGACUGAUUAUUACCCUGAUCUUUGUGUAUUGUUGGCUGGAACGGGCAAUGCCUCGAAUUCCCACCAUCAAGAAUCUAGAGGAUCUAGUUACUGAAUACCACGGCAACUUUUCGGCCUGGAGCGGCGUGUCUAAAGGACUGACUGAGAGUCUGCAGCCAGACUACAGUGAACGGUUCUGCCACGUCAGUGAGAUUCCCCCCAAAGGAGGGGCCCUAGGAGAGGGGCCUGGAGGUUCUCCUUGCAGCCUGCACAGCCCCUACUGGCCUCCCCCAUGCUAUUCUCUGAAGCCUGACGCCUGAAGCCUCAAUCCUUUGAUGGAGCCUCAGAGUCCAUAGCUCUAAGUGAUGCUACCUUCCCCCUACUCGUCCUGCCAGUCUGGAUCCAAUGCCCAUCGCCUCCCUCUGUGGCUAAUUUUCAAUUGCAUGUCCCAUGUAACAGUUCCUCCACUCAAUAUGCCCUACUUGAGAAUGCCCCUCUCCCCCUCUCCCUGCACAAGCCCACCCCUGCUCACUCUAGCACCUUCCCACUUCUGUUGGAGACAGAGUCUUA
This is a messenger RNA of Acomys russatus (golden spiny mouse), 1400 nucleotides long. RefSeq names its product interleukin 2 receptor subunit gamma (gene Il2rg). Gene Ontology annotation, cellular component: membrane; external side of plasma membrane. Bases 41 to 1150 code for a protein of 369 amino acids. Lineage: Eukaryota; Metazoa; Chordata; Mammalia; Rodentia; Muridae. The record is from RefSeq and is a predicted model, not a curated record. The transcript is spliced from 8 exons. Gene Ontology annotation, molecular function: cytokine receptor activity; protein binding. Gene Ontology annotation, biological process: cytokine-mediated signaling pathway.